AUGUCCUGCGAGCACAUCGAUCCGAAUGACUUCCACAGUCCUGCGGCAAACCAGUACACGCUGAACUGCCUGGAGGAGUUGGCACGGAGCCCUAAGUUCAGAUCCUAUGUGCGACACGUAGAGUACAAGGAGCGGUUUUAUCUCACAUGGUUCCUCGCCCCCUUCACCCUAUUUGGGAUUCUCUACUAUCACCUCGUGAUGUUCGGUGAAGAGGGCAUCAACCUCUUCAUGGACCAGUCAACGAGGUCAUCUGUGUCGCUUUCGGCACCGCCUGCUGGAAUGGUGGCUGCUACGAUGCUCAUGCUGCUGUUCGCCGUUCCGUGCAUCGUGAUCGCACCUUUUGUGGGUUUCUUUGAGGAGCCGCACCGUUGGCAGUCCCUCGUUACGCUCGCCUUCCUCACGCUUGUGAAUAUGACCAUCGUCUCCUUUGGUGGAGGGCGCUUGCAUUAUCCGCCGUUCGUGACAACAGUGCCUCCUGUGACGGAGCUGAUUGUCUCAUGGCGUCCCAUGGAUGUCGCUGUUGUCCUUCUCCGUGACAUCUUUGUGCGCCGUGCCUUGUGCUUGCAGGGCUUUCUUCUGGCUGGCUGCGCCGUUGCUUUUUGGCAGAGCAGCUUCUGGGAUCGCACGUGGCAUCCUCCGCUGCCGUUGGUGACGAUUCCGAUCGCCGUCGGUCUUUCAGGGAUUGGGUGGUGGAUGACAGUGCAGAAGGCUGUGCCGCUGUUUCUCACCGCGGAUGGCCGCCCCACUCCUGUGGCCGAGGGGCUGCAUUGGUCUGUGGUGCAGUCCGAUCCUGCCGGCGCAGCAAGUCUGUGCCUUACGGUGGUCAAGGAAAUCUUUCGGCAAGUCGUGAGGGACGCGGCCCCUCUGUGGCAGCAGCCUCAACUCCCCAUGGUGCUGCAGAAUCCUUCUUCGUGCGUGUCACUUUAUCUUGCCGCGGCGUCCAUGACGCUCGUUCACGUCUUCAUCCUCCUCGCAAAGCCUGUGGUGGACUUCGUGUUCGGGGCUUUCUUCUUUGUCCUCCCUACGGACCCGACACUGUGGGGUCUCGCGCUGAUUGGAACGAUUGGUGGCGCCGUUACUUUGUGGCGCAUGAAUGAUGGGUUAGUAUACGCGCCUCACAUCGUUGGUCUUUGCGCAAUCACCUUUUCGCUUUUGUUGAACGGUUUUUGCGCCUAA
Messenger RNA from Leishmania braziliensis MHOM/BR/75/M2904, 1176 nucleotides. RefSeq lists its product as hypothetical. The transcript has a single exon. The record is from RefSeq and is a predicted model, not a curated record. Bases 1 to 1176 code for a protein of 391 amino acids. Lineage: Eukaryota; Euglenozoa; Kinetoplastea; Trypanosomatida; Trypanosomatidae.